AUGAAGCCGCAGACGUUAAAUACUAGUGCUUGUUGUAAUGCUAACUGUAUUGUCUGUCAACAGCAGCGGAGGGUGGUGGUGGCACUGUACGACUACACUGCUACAGACCCUGGGGACCUGUCAUUACGGAAACACGAUGAGUUGGAGGUGAUAGAGGACACACAGGAACACUGGUGGAAGAUGAAGAACAUACAAACUGGACAUGAGGGUUUUGCACCAAGUAAUUAUGUAAGGGAGCGAGGGACCAUGGGCUUACAGCAGUAUGAGUGGUAUCUAGGUGAUGCAACAAGGCAGCGGGCAGAAGUACUCCUGAUGCAACAAGAACGGGAAGGUGGUUUUGUUGUAAGGAACUCUACAACCAACUCUGGAAUUUAUACUUUAUCAGUUUUCUCCAAACAGUCUCACCCUCAAGUGAAACACUACCACAUAAAAAAAGACCAGGAAGGAAACUACUAUCUCUCACAUCAAAUCAAGUGCCAGACCAUCCCUGAUCUAAUCUACCGACACCAACACAAUCCCGGAGGACUGUGUGCCAGGCUCAGGCCACCUGUGCAAGGCAAACAAGCUCCCACCACUGCUGGUCUUAGUCAUGAUAAAUGGGAAAUUGAUCCAAAUGAACUGAACCUCUUAGAGGAAUUGGGAUCAGGCCAGUUUGGUGUAGUGCGACAUGGAAAGCUUCGGUCUCUAGAUGUAGCAGUAAAGAUGAUGAAGGAAGGAACGAUGAGUGAAGAUGAGUUUAUUGAAGAAGCUAAGGUCAUGACACAAUUACGACACACCAACCUGGUUCAGUUAUAUGGUGUGUGUAGCAGACACCGCCCCAUCUAUAUUGUCACGGAAUACCUUCGACAUGGUUCAUUGCUACACUAUCUCCGGGCCAACGAAAGAAGCUUAAUUAACAACACAGAUGUUCUUCUAGACAUGUGCCUACAGGUGUGUGCUGGUAUGGCCUAUCUAGAGAAGCAGAAGUUUAUUCACCGUGAUUUAGCAGCAAGAAACUGUCUUGUUGGGGCCCAAAGUGAGAUCAAAGUUGGUGAUUUUGGUCUAGCUCGGUAUGUUGUGGAUGAUGAAUACACUGGUUCUGGAGGUGCCAAGUUUCCAAUCAAAUGGGCAGCCCCUGAAGUACUAAAUUUCAUGAGAUUUUCCUCAAAAUCUGAUGUGUGGGCAUUUGGUGUUUUGAUGUGGGAGGUGUUUACGUGUGGGAAGAUGCCAUAUGGAAGGAUGAAGAAUGCCGACGUGGUGGAAAGGGUACAGAAUGGACGGGUUCUCGAACAACCAAGAUUUUGCCCAGAUUAUGUAUAUAGUGUCAUGCAACAGUGCUGGAUUCCAACAGCGGAAUUGCGGCCCUCAUUCAGUGAUAUUUUAAGGAGUUUUCCAGAUGAAUGACUUGCAUCAAGUGUCUUUCCCCCCCCUCCUUCAGCUCACACCUGACAUGAUAGGACCUCAUGGAAAUGAGACAAAACCUAGUAGCUAAAGAAGUGGUUGUUUAGGAAUGUUCCUGAUUAUAUUACAUUAGUAAAAGAAACACUGAUUUUUGCAAAUUUUCUUGUGAAAAUACUUUGAAUUGUCGGUGUCAUUAGAGGUAAAAGGUUUUAUACAAGUGAAAUGUAUGUGAUAAUGGAUUGUUACAAGAUCUUAAAACCUAGCGUUUUCUGACGUUAUUUGGAUUUGAGAAAAUAUUUUUAUGCUGUAAAUAGUGCCCAAAGUUUCUCAGACACUCAUUCAGAUCACAAAAUUCAUCUCCUCAAACUUUUUGAUGUGACUGGAGUUUUGUUCUCCUUCAUGACAAAACUGCCAGGUUGAUUGUGAGUGCAUCAGUGACAUUUAUAAAAUAUUACACUUUGUUAAUAUUGUUGUCCUGAAAGAGAAAUGUGCUGGUGCUACAGGGAAACUCAGAGGAUAGCUACAUAUUUUCCUGUAGGGUGAAGGUCAUAACUAUCAGGGAAAUCAAGUUUUAAGAAGAGAAGAAACCAAGAGGUGAAAUGAGGGAUGUACACUUGAGUAUGUUUACACAGAGGUAAAGUAUAUAGAAGAGAAUGACACAUGAAUUACAUUAUAAGGCAAAAGGUAAGUACAAGAAAAAUUAUCAAAAUGUUGCCCCUAUAGUUAUUAAAGAUAAAAGUCUGAGUAAUGUUACUAAUAAAUAAGAAUCACUUAAUAUACAGUACAGUGCAACUCCUUUUAUCUGAACUCAACGGUACCAGUGAUGGUUCAGAUACCUGGACGUGCCUACAAGAACAUGCAAUAAUUAAAGUUACAUCAAAAUUCGGUUCGGCGAUAGCUUGACCCACUGGGAACGGAUAAAAACUUGGGAUGAUGUGGCUGGUGAGAUGGAAUGUUGCCAUUGUUAUAUGUAAUAAAACUUUAAAAGUUAUGAAAUAAUCAUUACAGUACUGUAAUGUGGCUUAGAAAUAAAGAAAACAUUAUAUCAAACUAUAAAAUAAGAAAAAUGAAGAGCACGAGUGUGUAUGUGCGGGAAGUGAAUGUACGUAUGUGUGGACUCGUCGAGGCAAUGGGCUGUAACUGUGUUCCCAACUCACCAGUCGCCAUUCACCCGGCCCGUGCUCCCUCCUCCCAAUGUGAUAUCAGCAUACUGUACACACACACAACACGUCUCAGAGUCAGCUGGUGGACUGCCUGAUUGAAUUGUAUUGCGUCACUUAGAGGAUGGUUUAAGUGUGGAAGGAGCUAUUUUUUUUUUUACAUAAAAUAUGUGCUGUUGUAUUUUAUAUGCUGUGUAUCAAUUUUAUUAUUUAUCAUAGCAUGGAAUUAGGGCCAACACCUUCCACCAACCUAAAAAGCCUGGCAUGCUUGCAAACAAAGCAGUUACAACGCCACUGGUGGCAGACACGAGCGAAUGACUUCAAUUGCAUUCAGAUUGUUGGACUAAAUUAGAAUUUUUAACCAAAUGGGACCAAUGGGGACAAGAGUUUGAAUACCUGAGAGAUUCAGAUAGUUGGAAUUUGGAUAAAAGGAAUUGUACUGUAAAUAAAAAUUAUAUUUAUCUUGUUCUACAUAAAUGACUGAGCAUGUUUGUGUACUAUUUCUUCACAUACUGUAUAUCAAAAAGACAGAUCUGUAAUAUUUUAAAAUUUAAUAUGCCAAGUUAUUCAUAUCAAUGCUUCCAAAGUUUUAUUACGUUGAGGAAAGGCAGGGCAAAUGUUGGACACAGAGUGAUGCUGGCACUGUCGGUCAUAACUCAGUUUAGAAAUGAUGGAACCAGUGAGUCAGCACUUGCAUUAUGUUGUAUUUGGGUGGAUGCAUUUUCCCACCUAUGUAAGGUUAACUAGAUAACAUAAACUUGGAUUUCAGCUUCAUAUCACUCAUUUUUAUAAAUCUCUACCAGACACAUCCUCACCAAAUCAUUUAAUUAUCCCUCUUACUGUUCAUGGCUUCAGAAUGACUGAAGUUUGGAAAUAACAAGUUUUCUGUACUGUAUGAUGUUAUCUCGUUGAUUUUUGUACUUCAUAUUUGUAAGAGCCAAUAUGAAUCACCAAAUAUUGCUUGGUUCUCAGUUAAGAACAUUGUGUCAAUUAGGCAGUAAACUAUUACAUUCUUAGUGGUGAUAUAUAGUCUCAGCUCGCACAAGCCACCAUUAAGUACAGUUGUACAAUUUGAGUAUAUAGAGAUCCUCAGUAAAACCAAGCUAAUUUAUUUGUCCAUCCUUUUGCCAUGUCUUUGGUCUGAGGUCAAAACAAACUUGGGAAAGUUUGUAUGUACUGUAUCAUAAUUUUUAUACGUACCAUACUCACUCACUGAAUACUAUUCAAUCUUUUUAAAGUAUUUUGCAUUUUUAUAUUGGUAUUUGUGGUGAAAGUUUAAAUGUAAAUGACAUGCAUAUAUACUGCUUGUCUGGUAAUGUGUUUAUUUUAAACAUUGAAAAUCAAAAUGACACUUUGUAAUAUAAGGUGUUCCACCGUCUCCCUGUUAGGUGAAGACUUUGACCCAAUGAAAUACUCAAGCAUUUGGCCACUUUUUUGUCAUAAUAUGCUGAGCCUUCUUGUAUUAUGCUGUUAGAAGUAACACUGGAAAUGAAUUGCAUUAUAUAAGUUUUGUUAAUACAGUAAAUACUGUUUAAUUCCCCUAAGGUUGACAAUGUGAGGACGUCUAGGUUAGGUCUUCACAUAGGCAAGAAUUCAUCAUUCUUUAAGACUUUCAUUGGUUUUUUUGGGGGAGGAGACUUUAAAGUAUUUUAUUUAAAUAUAUAAAAUGAAUAAGAAAAUAUUACUGUAAAUGUUAAUCGUGAAUUAAGAUUUAUUUAAUUUAUAAGAUAAGUAAAAUGGUGCAAUUAUGUUUUGAUAUACAGUACACUAGCAUAAGUCUAAUUUGCUAAUGAAACUGUCAUAGUCUUUUACUUAGCCCUGAGGCCUAGUUAAGUUGCAAUAUUUAAUUUAUUUCUGAGUUACUGUACUUAAAUUCUGCUGGAUAUCACCAGAGAUGAUAUAACAAAGAUCGGUCAAGUAAUGAACAUCAAACGUAAUUUGUAUAAUUUCAGUACAGUUGCUCUGCUAAUGGAUGAUCACAUACAGGUAAACCUCUAUUUACGAUAUCCCAAUAUAAGAUAAUUCGUGUUAAUGAUGCUGAUGUAUUAAUACCACUUCCCUAUUUGCGAUGUAAGCAAACUUGCAUAAACAAUACAGGUAUUCGUCAUCACGCCAAGUCGACAUAUGCAACGCCUCACUCACUUCAUUUGUCAGCUGAGGCGUCAUCUACUCAAAUACCAACUCAUGGCCAUCUGGUGAACUACAGUCCAGGCAUUGUUCUUUCUUGGUUACAUGUGUAUAAGAAAUGAAGCUCAAUGUUUAUCGGUCAUCAUCGGUGUUUUUUUUAUUUUUUUAACACCUUACAUUGUACAGAUACUCUGUUUUAGUGACUAUGAAGUUCUUUCACUCUGAUCCCCCACACAGACAAUGGGUGUGGUAAUCUGACAUUGCAUCAAAAGGUGAGUAAUAUGAGACCACUAGUCCUUCCACCCCACCUCCACUGAUCCCCUACCACAUCUUCAACACAAGAGUUGAAAGAUGUAAAAAGUGAUUUCAAUUAUGUAUUACAUUCAAGAGAUUGGGCAGUAUACUACUGUAGGCUCAAGACAACAGUAGUAAUAUACAUUAUUUUGUUUAUUUAUAAUAUAUUGUACAUGUACAGUGGUGUUUGCUUAGAUAAAUACACCUCUUGUAUCUGUCCAUAUGAGAUGCGUCAUUUGGACUCGGGGAAAACACCGGAGAAUUCCACUGUGACACUCGCACACAGAGCUCCACUUAUGAGGCACCUCACACGCCUGUAUCAUAUAGAUUUUCAGCUUUUUAUAUAUAUUUAUUUAACCAAACUCUUAGAUAUAUUAUUCAGGAUUAUUUUAGUAAAAAAUGGCAUUUCUAACUAAAAUGGAACUGAUUUUACAGACAUUUUUUAUGCUUUUUCAUAAAAGAAUCAAGUCCCCAACAUUAUAUUGUCAAAAUAUUUUGUUUGAGGAUCUCUUAUUGGAAAUGUCUCGUAGAAAAUUUAUUCAGGUUCAUUAUGGUAUCAAAUUCAUCUCUCUAACCCAAUUGGAAGUUUAGAAGAGGUGCUGUGAAGUAAUGAGGAAGGAGAGGGUGAAGCGACCAUCGGGGGAGAAAAGUGACCGCGGGGACACCCCCAAAAGAUUAACAUUCCAUCCAGUGCUUAUCACCCAAACUCCUACCUAUUACUCAUUCAUGAUACAUUAGUGUUUAUUUGUUAUUAAUUAGUAAAGAUACAUUACUGUAAGAAUCUCUGCUUAAUGAUACCUGUAUCCUUCAUAUACAAUACUAUAUACAGUAUCUCAUAGGUACAAAAUAAUGUAAUCAGAAAUGCAUCAUACAUAUACUGUAUGCAAUGGUACCAAAUUCAUUUCUCUAACAGAAAUAGAGUAGUUGUGAAAAAAAGUUUAUAAACUUUGUUCUGCUAGCCAUAAAUAUAUUUGCUACUUAACUUUUGUCCUUCUUCAAAUUAUCUUCGGGUCAUGAGACACACUAAUCCCCCACCCUGACACUGGGUGACCUGACGUAUGAGACCAUCCCACCCCACCUUCACCUGAAAUUGAUCACAUCAGCCCAUCACAAUAUUUCUUACGUUUUUCAUAAAAUAAUCGAGUCCCCCAUCAUUAUUAUCGUGUAUUCGUGACUGAAGCGAGCAAUGUAACUGUGAAAAUGUCUGGCAAGCAUUUUGCUCACCAUCUUUAAGGCCAGGACAAAAGCUACACCUCCAGUCCCCACUCUUCAGACUCCCCAAAGUCUGUGUGGGACUCAGGUUGAUGUCUCCACUCCACCUUGAAGAGGACAUGUGAUGAUGACUAGACUUCUUAAUGAUGUGGCGAGUGUUGUUUGUGUUGUAGUGUUAGUAGUAUUCUAGUUUUUUUUUUUUGUGGUACCUACUGGUGUCUGGCUAGGAACCUAUCACAUUGAACCCCAUGUUACAAUGAACCUGAUUUACAAUAUUCUGACCUGCGUUGGGGUUUUCAGGACCCCAACCCCAUCGCAAAUAGAGGUUUACCUGUAUUACACUUAUCAUUUAAUUUUUGUUUUGUUUGGAAAUUGAUUUGUGCUAGCAAGAUUUACUACCUGAAAAUCCCAGCAAAAUAUUUCAGAAAAUAAACUGAAGAUGACGUUUUAAAAGCUUACAAUUUACCACCCUUUAAGGAGUUUUGUUAUUGACCUUACAGCAACCCAUUUAAGAUUGAGGUUCUGGUUGGUUUCAUAAAUUCACACUUGCUGACCUUAUCUGAUAUGUAACCAUCUACCGAUAUAUAAAUUAUCAUGUAUUAUACCACACAUUUUAUGUAGACCAAGAAAUUAAUAAAUGCAAGAUAACAUACAGUACAUUCUCUAUAUUCCAGUCUAUAGAACUAUUAAAAUAUAUUUAAGAUUGUUGUGAGGGGAAUGUAACAGUAAUAUGUUAUUUGAUUAGUUUUUAUAAAUGAAUCCUAGUAGCUCUUUAUAUCUGGUUACCAUAUUUGUAUUGCUACAUUUAAAAUCACAUUCUUCCACACACCUGUGCAGUACAGUAUAUGUUUUCAGCUGUAGACCUUUACUGAUCAUAAGAUAUUUAUAUGUUGCCAGGAUACAGUAUAAUUCUGUCUGAGAAAAAUAAGUGCUUGAUGAGGUGUACUGUACUUGUAUGGUUUAAUAUCCGCAUAUUGUAAAAUAGCUAUAGCCCAUGUAACAGUAAGAGCAGCUAUAUGCUGAAACUACACAAUACUGUAAACACUUUCUUUUUCAGAAUAAGUAUAGUUUAAUCCCUUGUGUACAGGUUCCCCUCUGAUCUGAAUAAACUCCUCUGGCGUUAGCCAAAUAAAAUACAGGUAUUAAAAGUGUUGUCCCCGUAGUGAAUGGGUUAACAGCUCAUGCUGAUAAAAUUACUUUGACUAAUAUUUCUUAAUACUCAAAAAGGUAUCAUAAUAUACCUGGUUAUCAGUGAUGCAGCAGGCUUUUUUCCAAGCAUUUCAACAAUGCAACACAAAUAUAUUGGUAUCAAAGUAAAGUACCCCAUGUAAUACAGUAUUAGACAGAUACAUGAGCACAAAUGUGGACUACUCCAUUUGGUGUGUGACGGUAAAAGUGUGCUUUGGUUGUCAUUGAGGGUUAAAAAGAGAAUAAAAAAUAAAUUGGCAUUUUGUGGCUCAUAUUUGCCUUAUCUUCAGAAAAAAAGCAAAAUCUCUUAUUCUCACACACACAAAAUAGUUUACAGUACAAAAUUGACUGGCCAUUAUAGAACACAUCAUCUUAUUUGCAAAAAUGGCAUAAGGUACUGGUAACAGCAUAAGUAACAUUACCAGGGGAAGUGAAGUCUGACUGAUCUUUAGAUCUUCAGUGAAGCCCAUUAAUUUUUGUUAAGUUACAUGGAAACAGUUUUUUACUUUGUCAUCUUGUUAUUCAUCCAAAUGUAGGUUAUGCAUGUAUGUAAUGUCACCUAGACUUUUUCUUUUGUAUAGGGGCAUUUUAUAAGGUUAAAAUCAGUGGCUUAGUCUAAUAUGAUGGUGUUUUUAUAUACUGUAUACAUUAAUAGUUCAGUUCAGUUGGUCAUGGAUGCCUUCUUUUUAGUGGUUUAUGAGGUUGUUGGAGGGGAGAAGUCCCUUUCUGUCUGUCUUCCAGUGUUGUUUUUCAUUGGCAUCUCGUACACAGCUUCCCUGUACUGCUACAUAUUACCAAGCCAAGCAGUUUUUUAAUCUUCGCUGCUUUCCAUUUAAAAGCCUUAAUUAAAAUCCUAGUUUUCAAGGUCUUCUUGUAAAUUUUUCCUUAAAUACAGGGUGGGGUUUUUUAUACUCAAGAACCCUAAAUAAUUCCAAUACUCUAGGCUAAGAACUAUAUCGGUUAAGAACCUAGAAUUUUGCAGGAAGAUGUAACAUGACCUGAGAAUUAUCAGGUAUCACACGAUAGAAAAUGGUGCAACUACUGAAUCUAUGAGUACAGUAAAAUGGUUCCAUUGACCAUACAAAAUAUGUACCAUUAUUUAAUGUUCAUUUAUUUUAUUAGUUUGAUCUGCAUGUAUAUGAUCAGAUGCAAAAAGCCCUACUGAAGAAAAAGAAAAAGAAAUACCUUAAAUUUAAGUAAAGUGUAUCAAAAUGAUUUUUUAUGAGCUAGAAACCUCACAUACAUUUACAGUGCUCAUGAAAUUGCGGUGCUGGAUGAGACCAGUGUUUCCAUACAACUCACACAGAAAAGCCUCGUCUGUAGAAAAUCUCCAGUAUUCCCUCUGCCAAGUACAGCACAGGCACUAAUAAAGCAACACAAUACAAAGUGUUAAAUACUCUCCACACAAACAUUUUGUGAAUUAUUUAAUGAUGAGGUGAGGAAAUGGGUGCAAUAAUCACCGAGUUUAUUGCAUUAACCUUUAAGUACUGUAAUUAGUACAACAUUCUUUUCUUUUGUGAGCAAUAGAACCAGUACUUACUUUAAUACUGUACACAAACCCCAUUUUUAGGAUAGGAUGAUAUAAAUAUUUAUAUAACAUUUAUGUAUCAGUCAUGUACUUAUGAAAACAAGUGGGUUCAAGAAUGGGUUCAGCACAUUAUGAUACUGAAGUGACAUGUCUUUCUGCAGUUUUUAUAAAGCAUUGUCCUUUUUGAGUCAGCAUUUAUUGUGGCAUUAACCGCCACCAGUCUGCCGUGGUUGUAGUAUCAACAGUCUCAGUGAUACCAUAGUUUAUACUGUAAUAAUUACCUGUGGCUCCUAGAGUUAUAUUGAACAUGUGAUGGCAAUAUUUUCAAUUUAAUUUUUGGCUUUUUUUGUGCACACAGGAAUUUGGCCCAAAUUAUUUGUAAUGAUUUAGUACUGUAUUUAAAAAGCUGUCUAAUCACAAAAUAGUAAACCAAAAAAUAUAUGUAAUCAGUAUUAUUGAUCACUAUCAUCUUUAAUACAAUUUAUAUUCACCUUGAUUAUAUCAGAAGCCUUAUUUAAGGGUAAUAAUUGUAAAAGGCUGUCUUUCAUUAUGUGAACAGUAUUGCUUUUAUAAAUAAGUAAAUUAGUUUGAGGCAGAAUAAGUGACUCUUUUAUGUCAAGGUGAAAAUGAGUUCUGUUAAUUAGAUUCAAAAUUUCUCUGUAACCAACCUCUGUACCUAAUGCAGGGGCGGAUUCAGGACUUCAGGUUAGAGGGAGUGCAACUAUUUAAUGUCAGUUGCUGAUGGCUCAAUGCAAUGAAUUAGGUCAAGGGAUAUUGAGCUUCUUUGGACCCCAUAAGCCAUACGUGCAAAUUGAACCAAUAAAACAAAACUUCCAAUAGGAGGGAUUAAACUUCAAUAAGAAAUUAAGGGAGGGGAUGCACCCUCCAUGCCCCUCUCCCAACAUAAAUCCGCCACUGUAAUGCAAUCAUUCCAAUUUGGUUAGCUUUAUUUUUAUGGCACACUGGUGCCAUGUAGCUGAUAGCUCUAUAUGCAGUAUUUGCACAAGUUAUGAUGGCUGUCAUCAUACUGUAAUUAACAAUAUUAUGGACAUUGGUAAGUUUACUGUCAUCAUGCAUACCAUCAGUGAAUACUCUACGUAUAUGUAGAUUCAUAAAUUUUGUUUGAAAAUAAGAUUUUUUUUUCUUCAAAAUCUCAUACAUUGUACACUAUAUUUUGUGUAAAAAAAAUUCUCCAGAUUGUAUUUUGCACAAAACUGCCAGUCCCAUGAAAUAGCUCAAGCUUCCCCCAUUUCUCACUGCUGGUAUAACUGGAGUGAAUGUUAAGCAAUGUUAUCAUUAGAAGUCAUUUAAUUUAUGUUUACUGCUUAGAAUCAUAAAAAUGAAUUGCAAAGUACUUAUUUCAUUCCCAGACGACUUUACUGUUGUCUGGUGAGCUUGGCAUUCCAGGUUUGAAUAAUCAAUGGAUGAUCUUCAGCCGUGGUGUACUUAGUGAAAAUGUGUGACCUAAUGCAUAAGGGUGGUAAAUGCCAAAAAAGUAUUUUUUUAUACAUAGAAUUAGGAUAUUAUGGUGAUAUCAAUAUUCAGUGGAUAUGUUUAAGUGAUUUUUGUAAAAAUGUACAGUAUAUAAAUUUUAAAUAUUGCAUUAUCUUUUGGCUGUCACUAUCAAAAUUAACAUAAUCAUCAAUAAAAGAGUAUAUACACAGA
Molecule: messenger RNA, 10554 nt
Organism: Homarus americanus (American lobster)
Lineage: Eukaryota; Metazoa; Arthropoda; Malacostraca; Decapoda; Nephropidae
Gene: Btk29A
Product: tyrosine-protein kinase Btk29A-like
Exons: 11
Coding region: 1-1383 (460 amino acids)
Biological process (GO): peptidyl-tyrosine autophosphorylation
Molecular function (GO): protein binding; ATP binding; non-membrane spanning protein tyrosine kinase activity
Source: RefSeq, a predicted model, not a curated record